This is a messenger RNA of Pollicipes pollicipes, 1622 nucleotides long. RefSeq names its product zinc finger protein-like 1 homolog. Gene Ontology annotation, cellular component: Golgi apparatus. The transcript is spliced from 7 exons. The record is from RefSeq and is a predicted model, not a curated record. NCBI's taxonomy places the organism in Eukaryota, Metazoa, Arthropoda, Thecostraca, Pollicipedomorpha, Pollicipedidae. Bases 414 to 1298 code for a protein of 294 amino acids.
GCGAGUCGUGCACGAUGUAGAAGCCGGUGUUGUUUUGCGGGGUUUGUGGAUGUCGUGCGUUGGUCACGUUGUAUAUCAAGAAAAAAGGCUGGGAAAAAUCGUGAUUUCUGAGGCUUAAGCACUGUUGGGCGCCGAAUUUUUGGAGACGGAAGACCCGAAGUUUGUUUUCAAGCAUCAAGGCCUUGCGAGCAACGUUCUUUUCUAAUUGAAGGAACCUGCAUGAUGUUGAUGACUUGAUAACAAUAUGAAUAGUAUGUAAUUCAGCGGCUUAAGCCGUGUUGCACGUCAUUUGCUUUUGUGCUCCCAUCUACAGGUUGUUUUAGAGCUAAAAGAAAGCAUUUCUUGUUGGUGCAGAGAAGGCAAACUAUUUUCAUUGCCUGUUGGUAUUGGCUUUCUGUCAAGCAGAGCCAACUAUGGGGCUUUGCAAAUGUAGCAAGAGAAAGGUUACAAACCAAUUUUGUUUUGAGCAUAGAGUUAAUGUGUGUGAAUUUUGCAUGGUCAACAGCCACCCUAAGUGUAUAGUCCAGUCAUAUCUUCACUGGCUGCAGGACAGUGACUGUGAUCCAAGGUGCCAGCUAUGUAAAGCUGACCUGAAAGAUCACCCAUGUGUUCGCCUCACCUGUUAUCAUGUGUUCCACUGGUCAUGUCUGAAUGAGCUGGCAUUGGAACUGCCUGCCAACACUGCACCAGCCGGCUACCGGUGUCCAGCAUGCGAGGAGCCGCUCUUCCCGCCGGCCAACCUGGUGUCGCCUGUGGCAGACGUGCUGCGCGCGGCGCUGCACCAGGUCAACUGGGCACGCGCCGGCCUCGGCCUACCGCUGCUGGACACUCCACCCAGCUUUGGUGGAGAGGCGCCGACGGUGGCGGGCGCCGUGCCGCUGCAGGAUCAGGCCGCCGAGCCCCGCCCCUGGGACCGGGAGCCGCCGGCUCGCAAGGACAGCAGCGUGGUGCAAGUGGAGUCGAGCAGCGCCUUCCACCGCGAGCUCAGCAGCGCAGCCGAGGGCCGCCGCCUGCUGGGGGAGACGCACAGCCUGCUGGACUCGGACAGCACUGAGAACAAGUACCGGCGCCGCUCGGCGCUCGAGUGGUUCCAACGCUGGUGGAGGCUGAUGAGCGGUCCGCCUUCGCGGCCUCGCGCCGGAGCCAUCUACCGGCGGUAUUUGAUGGUGCUAGUUCUGGUAGUCGUGGCGCUAGUCACCAUCGUGUCGGCCAUGCGCUGGAUGGCGGCCGGCGCCAGCUCCGAUGACGACCCCAUGUUUGACCCGCACUUCAACCCGAAUGUGCACGUGCAAGAGUGAGGUGUCGGCUCGCUCUGUGAUCAUGUGACGUCAUCGACCCGGCUGCGAGCCUGUGACGUCAAGUGCGCGUCGCGGAGCGAGUUGUAAUUAUGAUGCUUCGGCGGCAUGUCGAAUGGGAUCGUUUGUUCUUGUCUUUAUUUCACACAUAUUUAAAUCAGGCGGUCACGGAUGGUCGGUGCUCGCAGCGUUGGGUGGCGAUGAUGUGACAGUUAACAUUUUCUGUGCAUAUCGACUGAUCGCGAGGGUUAGCUAUAACCAACGCAAUUGUGUGCUGAUCUACUGUCGGGUACCAAUUUAAUAUGAAAUACAUUGUUUACUGUCUGA